CGUUCUUAGGUUAUCGUUGUGUGCUAACAUACCGUGGGCACAUUAGUCUGUUUUGAAACUAACGCGAAAGUUGUGAACUCAAGGAUGCCGGCAUUUCGUCCGAGCAUUGUAACACGACACUGCGCCAGAAGUGCCGAAAUACUUGCGGUGCUUUGGACUAUAAUCAUGAAGCACACUUGACGUUAAUUCUUCCCUCUCGUCCAUCUCAUCCCGACAAGAAUGAACCGUGGUGCUAUCCUUAUUACCGUUGUCUUCGUGGUGGUUUGCUCUGCCCAACUAUGUGGCGGAACCAACCGGUGUAUUCCGUUCAGCAGACAGUAUCCUGGGAAACCUCUUGGUUAUCUAAUACGUGUGGAUGUUGACACCAGUUUAGUAUCCAGUGACAUUGUCCUCUCCAACCUCUAUGGUCCGAAGAACAGCCCAUGUCUGUCUAUCCAUACGAAACCCAUCCGAGUGAAAAAGGCUUGUGAUUUCACUUCAGAAGUGGUGAUACCGAUGCCCGAUAUUCAGCAGAAAGAAGUUGGAACUCAUUCACCUUUGGAGGAUCAUUUUGUUUGCUCCAAAAAUGCUAGCAAUCAUCAAUGGGUUCACAUGGGUCUCGAAGCAAAACCCAUUUUUUCCGAGUUGGAAAUUGGAACCAGAAAGCAUUUGCGGUCGAGAAGAAGUGCUCCUGCGGAUGUUGAAAUUAUUGGCUUGAGAGUUGAGGGCGGCGGUGGAAGAAACCCCUACAAUAAUGAUGACGGUAUUGCUACAAUAAUGGCGAAUACGGAUGCUGUGUUGCGGAUUUUUGGGAAAAACCUUGGAUCGAGAUUGAAAUUCAAGUUUGCCUACGGCUUGCCUUCGGAGUUCAAUGAUACCAUGUGCGAUGACUCCGGUAGUACGCGCGUAUUCACGACAGACGCAGGAAUAAACUCGAACGCUGCGUUUUUACCUGUGAAAUUACCAGACAUGUCGAGCUCAGAUGGUAGAUUUUACCUGUGUCUGAAGCAAGAAAUUGCGGGGGUUGGCAUAGCUUGGAAUGUCUUGGGUUCGGAUCCAGCGCUUCUCAUUCGCACAGACUCCAGGUUGCUUCCGGUCUGGCUCCAGUUGCUCAUCAUCGCCAUUCUAUUGAUCCUGUCUGGACUGUUUUCUGGUUUGAAUCUCGGUCUCAUGGCGCUGGACAGAACUGACUUGAAGAUAAUCUGCAACACUGGGUCUGAAAAAGAGAAGCGUUAUGCCCAAAAGGUGAUGCCGGUGCGGCAGCUGGGCAACUAUCUAUUGUGCUCGCUGCUCUUGGGAAAUGUGUUGGUGAAUUCGUCGCUGACGUUGUUGCUGGACGACUUGACGUCUGGGCUCGUUGCCGUUGUUGGAUCGACGAUGGGGAUUGUGAUUUUCGGCGAGAUUAUCCCGCAAGCAAUCUGCUCGCGACACGGACUGGCCAUAGGCGCGUGGACGGUGUGGAUUACGAAAAUUUUCAUGGCGGCUACCUUCCCUCUUUCGUAUCCCAUUUCCAAGAUCCUCGAUAAAUUUCUGGGCGAAGAGAUUGGAAAUUACUACAAUCGCGAGCGUCUCAAAGAACUUGUCAAGGAACACCAAUAG
Notodromas monacha is the source of this 1578-nucleotide messenger RNA. The record is from the annotation of a GenBank genome assembly. Lineage: Eukaryota; Metazoa; Arthropoda; Ostracoda; Podocopida; Cyprididae.